Babjeviella inositovora NRRL Y-12698 is the source of this 1509-nucleotide messenger RNA. Its product is annotated as aldehyde dehydrogenase family protein. The coding region runs from base 1 to 1509 and encodes 502 amino acids. The record is from RefSeq and is a predicted model, not a curated record. The transcript has a single exon. Gene Ontology annotation, molecular function: aldehyde dehydrogenase (NAD+) activity. Lineage: Eukaryota; Fungi; Ascomycota; Pichiomycetes; Serinales.
AUGGUCACCGACGAAUAUCCUUUAACCGUUCACAUCAAGUUGCCAAACGGUGUUGAAUACGACCAACCAACUGGGUUGUUCAUCAACGGUGAGUUCACCAAGUCCAAGCAGGGCAAGACCUUCGAGGUUGUCUCUCCGUCUACCGAAGAGAUUGUCUGCUCCGUCUACGAAGCUUUGGAGGAAGAUGUCAACGCUGCCGUGGAUGCAGCCGAGAAUGCUUUCAAAAACACCGAGUGGGCCACCCAGGACCCAUCUGUCAGAGGCCGGUGCUUGCUCAAGUUGGCCGAUUUGGUCGAGCAGCACGCCGAAGUACUUGCUGGUAUCGAGUCCUUGGACAACGGUAAGUCCUUGUUCUGUUCCAGAGGUGACGUUGCCUUGUGUUCUGCCUACUUCAGAUCUUGUGCCGGAUACGCUGACAAGGUUGACGGUAGAAUCAUUGACACUGGCAGCAACCAUCUCUCCUACACCAGAAGAGAGCCAAUCGGUGUCUGUGGUCAGAUCAUUCCAUGGAACUUCCCCUUGCUCAUGGCUUCCUGGAAGUUGGGUCCAUGUUUGGCCACCGGUAACGUCACUGUCUUGAAGACGGCCGAAUCUACCCCAUUGUCUGCUUUGUACCUCUGUAACUUACUUAACGAGGCGGGUUUCCCACCGGGUGUUGUCAACAUCAUCUCCGGGUUCGGUAAGACCACUGGUGACGUCAUCGCCUUGCACCCUAAGGUGCGUAAGUUGGCCUUCACCGGUUCCACUGCCACUGGUCGCCACAUCAUGAAGCGUGCCGCCGAAUCUAACUUGAAGAAGGUCACCUUGGAGUUGGGCGGUAAGUCUCCAAACAUCAUCUUUAACGAUGCGGACAUUGCCAAAGCGGCCCAGAACAUGAUUAUCGGUAUUUUCUACAACUCUGGUGAGGUUUGUUGUGCCGGCUCCCGUAUUUACUGUCAGUCCGGUAUCUACGACGAAUUGUUGGUUGAGUUCAAGAAGGCCAUUGCCAACUUGAAGGUUGGCGAUCCGUUUGACGAAACCACUUUCCAGGGCUCCCAAACCUCCCAGUUGCAGUUGGAUCGCAUUUUGAACUACAUCGACGUCGGUAAGAAGGAGGGUGCCCAGCUCAUCACUGGUGGUGAGAGAAUUGGUGGUAAGGGCUACUUCAUUAAGCCAACCAUCUUCGGUAACGUCCACGAAGAGAUGAGAAUCGUCAAGGAGGAAAUUUUCGGCCCAGUGGUCACCAUCACCAAGUUUGAAACUGUCGAUGAAGUUAUUGAGUUGGCUAACAAUUCCGAGUACGGUUUGGCUGCCGGUCUCCACACGGAGGACAUCAACAAGGCCAUUGACGUUUCCAACAGAUUGAAGGCUGGUACCGUCUGGGUCAACACCUACAACGAUUUCCACUCAUCUGUGCCAUUUGGUGGCUACGCCCAAUCUGGUAUUGGUAGAGAAAUGGGUAUCGAGGCCUUUGACAACUACACCCAAGUCAAGGCUGUCCGUAUCAAGAUCGACAAGAAAAAGGCUUAA